AAAUUUACCCUCUAACACGCCAAACGGGGCGUAAAAACAAAUCGGGCUACAGCCAUUUUCAAAAAUGGUAACCCGUUUCAUUGCAAGCAAAGAAUCUUCUUCGACCCUCACUAGUCAGUCCCGAGGGAGAGAGACAGAUCCGAUCAAACAAAUCCCGUUGAGUGAUUAGCUACUUGUAACCGAUGGAUCCAGGGACCACGCCGCUGGGCAAAAUGCUAUUGGAGGAAAUCACUCCGGUGGUCAUGGUGCUCCGCACACCUCUCGUAGAAGAAGCCUGCCUCAAGAAUGAUCUCUCCUUUAUCCAAAUGCUCAGCCCUUUCUGCACCUUCAGUAACAUCGAUGUGCCAGUACGGACAUCGAGUGACCAACCCUACAGGCUACAGAAGUUCAAGCUUAGGUUAUUUUAUGAAUCAGAUAUUCGGCAGCCAAAUCUGGAGGUAGCAAAGGAGAGACUGAAGCAAGUUAUUACCCAGGCUGGGGAGAAAGAUAAUUCUGAAUUGUGCUCAGACCCACCUCCAAUUGGCUCUGAAUCUGAAAUUCUACCUUCAUGGUUUGAGUUUUUUAACAAAGAGCUUGUACGUACUGUGUCUUUUUCAGACCAUGAAGCUUUUGACCACCCUGUGGCAUGCCUUUUGGUUGUUUCUUCAAAGGAUGAACAACCUAUCAACCGAUUUGUUGACCUUUUCAACACUAACAAGUUGCCGUCUCUUCUCAAUGAUGGUGCAAUGGACCCAAAGAUUUUAAAACAUUAUUUAUUGGUGCAUGAUAAUCAAGAUCGUUCCUCAGAGAAGGCAACAAAACUUCUAACAGAGAUGAAAAAUACAUUUGGGACAAAUGACUGUCAUAUGCUUUGCAUUAAUUCAUCACAAGAUGGGCAGAUAGAACAUCAAGAUAGCCUGUGGGCUCCUUGUAAAUCUGUUGCUUCUCCUAAUCAGCAUCUUGGUUGUCUCCUUAAUAUCGAUGAUCUUAAUGAGAUAAAAGAUCUGAUGCAAGAAUUAUCAUCUAAACACAUCAUUCCUUACAUGGAGCAGAAAGUGCGUGCGCUAAAUCAGCAGGUAUCUGCUACAAGGAAAGGUUUUAGAAACCAAAUUAAAAACUUGUGGUGGAGAAAAGGGAAAGAAGAUACACCAGAUUCCCCUAGUGGGCUCAUGUAUACCUUCAGCUCUAUUGAGUCUCAGAUUAGAGUUUUGGGCGACUAUGCUUUCAUGUUAAGAGAUUAUGAACUUGCAUUGUCAAACUAUCGGCUUAUUUCCACAGAUUAUAAGCUUGACAAGGCUUGGAAGCGCUAUGCCGGGGUGCAGGAAAUGAUGGGUCUUGCGUACUUUAUGUUGGAUCAAUCAAGAAAGGAAGCAGAAUAUUGCAUGGAAAAUGCAUUUAAUACUUAUUUAAAAAUUGGUUCAUCUGGUCAGCAAAAUGCUACACGUUGUGGUCUUUGGUGGAUAGAAAUGCUAAAGACAAGAGAUCAAUACAAAGAGGCUGCUACUGUUUACUUUCGCAUCUGCAGUGAGGAGUCGCUGCAUUCAGCUGUUAUGCUUGAGCAAGCAUCUUAUUGUUACUUGUUGUCUCAACCACGCAUGUUACAUAAGUAUGGAUUUCAUCUUGUUCUUUCUGGUGAUCGUUACAAAAAAUGUGAUCAGAUUAAACAUGCAAUUCGCACAUAUAGGAGUGCUAUCUCUGUUUAUAAAGGAACCACAUGGAGCUACAUCAAAGAUCAUGUUUAUUUCCAUAUUGGACAAUGGUAUGCUUUUCUUGGCAUGUAUGAUGUGGCUUUCACACAUUUGUUGGAAGUCUUGACCUGUAGCCAUCAGUCCAAGACAACACAGGAGUUAUUCCUGAGAGAGUUUCUUCAAAUUGUUCAGAGAACAGGGAAAACAUUUGAGGCGUUAAAACUUCAGUUGCCUGUUAUCAAUAUCUCAUCGCUCAAAGUUGUUUUUGAAGACCAUAGAACCUAUGCAUCGCCUGCUGUGGCUAGUGUUAGGGAAAGUUUGUGGCGUUCGUUAGAGGAGGACAUGAUUCCAUCGUUGUCUACUGCUAGGACUAACUGGUUGGAAUUACAAUCAAAGCUCCUGCCAAAAAAAUAUAAGGAAUCAAACAUUUGUGUGGCUGGAGAGGCAAUAAAGGUGGAUAUUGAAUUUGAGAAUCCCUUGAAAAUCCCUAUUUCAAUCUCUAGUGUUUCUUUGAUAUGUGAGCUUUCAGAGUUAGAUGAGAUGACAUCUGAUACAAGUCACUCCGCCACUGAACUUUGGAAUGAUGAACAUAAAUUGUUGGGGGAUAUGAGCUCAGAUGCUUCUUUAUUUACUUUGUCAGAAGUUGACUUCACUUUGGGAGGGGAUGAGACCAAGUUGGUGCAACUAACUGUCACUCCUAAAGUAGAAGGCAGUCUAAGAAUUGUUGGAAUUAGAUGGAAAUUGUCAGGUUCAGUGGUUGGUUAUUAUAGCUUAGAGUCCAAUCUUGGGAAGAGGAAAACUGCAAAGGGAAGGAGGAAACCUAAGCAUUCCCCUGGCAAUGACCUGAAAUUUGUAGUGAUCAAGAGUCUACCCAAGCUGGAGGGAUUCAUUCAUUCUCUACCUGAAAAGGCAUAUGCAGGAGAUUUACGACAUCUUGUCUUAGAGUUGAGGAACCAAUCAGAGUUUUCUGUAAAGAAUCUGAAAAUGAAGAUCAGUCAUCCUAGAUUCCUUAAUAUUGGGGAUCAUGAAGAUUUGAAUUUAGAAAUUCCUGAUUGCUUAGAAAAGAAGACGAACGUUGAACAAACUGAUGUACCUGCCGAUUCUAAGAAAGUGUCUCAUGGCGUUUUUCUAUUUCCAGAGGACAUCUCAAUAGAGGGGGAAAGACCUUUAUUAUGGCCUCUUUGGCUUCGAGCUGCUGUUCCUGGAACCAUUUCCUUAUAUAUAGUUAUAUACUAUGAGAUGGGGGAUGCAUCAAGUGUCAUGAGAUACCGUACUCUACGCAUGCAUUAUAAUCUGCAGGUAUUGCCAUCGCUGGAUGUGUCAUUUACAAUCAGUCCUUGUCCAUCAAAAUUGCAAGAGUUUCUUGUGCGCAUGGAUGUUGUCAACAAAACUAGUUCAGAGAGCUUCCAGGUUAAUCAGUUAUCAUCUGUUGGAUGGCAGUGGGAAAUUUCACUGCUUCAAGCUGUUGAUGCCAUCUUUCCUUCACAAUCUCUAAUUGCUGGUCAAGCAUUAUCCUGUUUCUUCAUGCUUAAGAGUCUUAGGAAAUCAUCAAGGACUGAAGAAAAAAUUUCCUCUCUUUCCCGUUCCCCUGGAAGUGAUGUAAGGUUGGCUCCUGAGGGCAACAAAGAUGCACUUUUUGAUAUAUGUUGCUCACCUUUGGCUGAUUUCCAUGAUUGUGAAAGAUUGCAGCAGCAUGAAUUGUCAAAUCAGGAAGACACAAAUACAGUGGACUUCAUUUUGAUCUCUAGGCCACUGAAAAGUGAUAUCAACCCUGGGACGUCUGAUGCACCUCGUCUCUUUUCUCAUCAUGCAUGUCAUUGCAGUACUGCCAGCGCAAGCCCAAUAUCAUGGGUUGUGGCUGGGCCACGGACCAAAUGUCAUGACUUCUCUGUUUCAUUUUGUGAAAUAAACUUGAGAAUGAUUAUUUACAACGCGUCAGAUGCUGUUGCAUCUGUGGGCAUUAAUACCCAUGAUUCCCCUGGUGGCAAUGUUCAAUUAAGUGAUGGAAACACAGUUGCUUCAGGAAACCAAGCAGGGUGGCACAGUCUAUCUCCAGUGGACGAUAUUAAAAUCAAUUCUGAUGUUCUUGGAAGCAAUGUUGGAAAGUCACAAUCACCAGAAAGCGUCUCUCCAUUCAUUUGGUCUGGCACAAGCUCUACCAGAGUCCAACUUGAGCCAAUGUCCUCGACUGAAAUUCCUCUUCAGAUUUGCGUAUUCUCCCCUGGUACAUAUGAUUUGUCGAACUAUGUUUUGAAUUGGAAUCUUCUACAUGUGAACAACGAAGAAAAUGUAGGAAAAACAAAACAGACCUCUGGAACAAGCCCAGGGUAUCCUUAUUAUCUUACUGUCCUCCCAUCAGAUUGAGAUCUCGGAUUGAAUUUUCGGCUUCCUUUCUUCUGUGACAGAUAGAGGAUCUUCAAUGUACUAAUUUUUGUAACAUUGGCUUGUAAAUUAUUAUUCCAAUGUAUUUGAUUUCUUUUUCUUUCACAAAAAUAGGAACCGAAGAAAAGCACAGUAAAACAGGAAACAAACUACAUUGUUUUGUCCCUCAGAAUAAUAGUGGGAAUAAAAAGAAUUUAAGCAUUGACCA
This is a messenger RNA of Hevea brasiliensis (rubber tree), 4257 nucleotides long. RefSeq lists its product as uncharacterized. The transcript is spliced from 28 exons. The coding region runs from base 183 to 4031 and encodes 1282 amino acids. NCBI's taxonomy places the organism in Eukaryota, Viridiplantae, Streptophyta, Magnoliopsida, Malpighiales, Euphorbiaceae. Gene Ontology annotation, biological process: protein localization to phagophore assembly site; endoplasmic reticulum to Golgi vesicle-mediated transport. Gene Ontology annotation, cellular component: cytoplasmic vesicle; TRAPPIII protein complex; phagophore assembly site. Gene Ontology annotation, molecular function: protein binding. The record is from RefSeq and is a predicted model, not a curated record.